Messenger RNA from Podarcis lilfordi (Lilford's wall lizard), 3353 nucleotides. The record is from the annotation of a GenBank genome assembly. Lineage: Eukaryota; Metazoa; Chordata; Lepidosauria; Squamata; Lacertidae.
AUGACCUUGCCCCCACCAAGUGUCCCCCUCUUCUCCCCAAGCCAGGUGGCUCGCGUCUGCGAAGCCCUGCAAGAGAGCGGAGAAUUUGAGCGCCUCGCCCGCUUCCUGUGGUCCCUCCCGCCGUCGCUCGCCCUCCGGCACCCCGAAGGCCUCGGCUGCACUCACGCCAAUUGCCAUGACUUGGAGUUGUUCAGCAGCCCGAUUCCCUCGGCUGCGUGGUUGGCGCCCUACUGCAGCCAGGCCACUGUGGCCACCUACCACCUGGAACCGUUCGGAGCCCUGCGGUGCGGAGACAGGUUCUCAAUACAUCCGCCAGACCGAUCACCUGCCCGGAAGAAGGUCCCUGGUCUGCCGAGGGACUCUGGCCAAGACGGGGAGCAGAAAGUGAAUGGCUUCAAGGUGAGCAGGACCUGAUUAUAUUGCUAUAGAGUUUUGGGGAGAGGGGGGUCAGUCUGUAUGAUAUCUUCGUGUCCCUUCCAUGCCUGUGUUUCUGUACCAAGGAGCCUUGGAAUCUUAGAAGAGACCCCUGAACUGGUCAGACUGGUUUCUUUGUAAGUUAACGUCCUUAGCUGGCCAGUUGAGUACCGCCAUUUACAUGUCUAAAGAGGUUGCCCUGUUGCCAUGGAGACAAACGGGAUCUAGAUCUGCGUUAGGGAUCGGGAACCGUUUUCAGCCCAAGGGCCACACUGCCUUCCAGGCAACCUUCCGAGGGCCACAUGCAAAAGUGGGUGGAGCAACACAUGCAAAGUACUGCUCUUCAAUAGGCUAGUUUCUACAUGCACUCACACAGCACUCUCUAUCCUCCAUCCAGGCAGACGAGAGGCGUGAUCAGAGUACAGAGAUACAUUCCAGCCUGGCGAAAAAACCCACUUGUAUAUAUCUUCCUAUAUACAUAAAAAUGCAAGGUGUUGUCACGCUCUGCAGUUCGCUUGGCUGCCAAUAGGCAGCCAUGCAAAUGGACAAGUGAGCUGUUUAAUGGAAGCAGCUCCAAACUCCAUCAAAUGUGUCGGAAGUGAUGCUUAACUAAAGGGGGGAGGGGGGCUUCACACAGCAAUUUACCAAACGGGGCAAUUUGGUGUGGUGUGUGAGAAGGGCGAUCGGGGAGGUAAGUUUGGCAAGCAAAGCAAUCAGGGGCAGCAGACACGUUUGUGUGCUUCUUCACUAGAAUCCCACCCCCCACUCCCCAAAAACAACGAGGGCUGACUGAGUAUACUUUGUGGUCACAGACUGCUAGCUGCCUGUUGGCUGGACAGGGGGGGAAAGGAAGGGUGGUGGUCAAAUGGAGUGGGAUUAUGGGAUGGACGGUCCGGAAGGAAGGAACAGCUGACAGGCUGGUUUGUCCCACUUAUAAAACAAGUUGAGCAAGUGUUGGCAAACAGCAGGAUCCAUCACAUUAAGGGGGGGAUGUAAUAAUAUUAUUUAUUAUUAUUAUUAUCAUCAGUAAUUAUAUGUAUUACUUGCUUUCUUGUUUACUAUUGGCAGCUCAAAGUGACUCACAAUAUUAUAAGCAAGAAAAGAAUCACAUACACACAUAUAUUAAAACCAGCAAAAGACAAUUAAUUUAAAACAAAAACAAGUGAUCGUAAAAAGAAAAUAUGAAGAAGAAUAGCAGGCAUGGAGAAGAAUAGAGGGGUGGAGACAAGGACACCUCUUGAAGAGAAGGGAAUUUGAGAGUAAAGUCAUCAUUAAAUGGAGCAUAAGUUGAUUCUGCUUUUCAGCCUCCGCAGAAGAGUAUUUUCUUUCCUCGUUCCUUUGCACCUGUCCUGUGGCCUGACAUCCGUUCUCCUUUUCCCCCAGGAAAGGACGCGGAACCUCCUGCGGGAAUGGUACCUUCAGGAUCCGUACCCUAACCCUUCCCGCAAGAGGCACCUGGCCCAGGCGACAGGGCUCACCCCCACCCAAGUGGGGAACUGGUUUAAAAACCGCCGGCAGAGAGACCGCGCAGCAUCAGCCAAGCACAGGUGAGAAACAGCUGGAGAGAGUGCAAGGCAGGCCUGGCCUAACUCAAGCUGCGGUAGAACAUCUCUAUCAUGCCAAAGUUUCCAUCUCCAUUUCAUAAGAAUACCUAAGCAGCAGUCUUAAGAAGACAGUCUGGGAUGAAUCGACCAUACUCUUCAGUAACCAUGGGGGGGUGUAGGGGGGGGUGUCUGCCCCCUUUUUAAAGAAUCCACAUGGCUUAAAAAAAAUUAUUCCAUUGUUCUGCUCCCUCCAUUUGUUAUCAGCCUUCUGGUGGUUCCCUCACUGCGAGAAGUGAGGUUACAGGGAGGCAGGCGGAGGGCCUUCUCAGUAGUGGCACCUGCCCUGUGGAACGCCCUCCCAUCAGAUGUCAAGGAAAUAAACAACCACCUGACUUUUAGAAGACAUCUGAAGGCAGCACUGUAUUGGGAAGUUUUUAAUGUUUUAUCAUAUUUUUAAUAUUCUGUUGGGAGCCGCCCAGAGUAGCUGGGGAAACCCACCGAGGUGGGCAAGGUAUAAAUAUAUUAUUAUUAUUAUUAUUAUUAUUAUUAUUAUUAUUAUUAUUAGGCUGCAAAAGGAGCCAUCAACCCAGCCUAGAGACAUCCAAACCGAGACCCUAAAUAGCAAGCUGUGCUUGGCAGAAGAGAACAGCACACCCGGGGAGCAGAGGGAUCCCACCGCAGCCACCAGUGACAAUGAAAACAGCCAAAGAGCAGGGGAGACCUGGGAAGACUGAUCCAGCCGAGGGGUUCUCUGUUCAACAGAAAUGACUGGCUGGGGUGUGUGGGAGAUGCAGGGCACGACCAAUGGGAAUGAGAUGCAGUCAUCACGAACCCCAUUACUUAUGGAAUGGGGGCGGGGGAGGUUUUAAGGAAAGGGAACCAGGUGCCAAGAUUGAGGGUGUGGCAGGAAUGAUGGGAACGGAGAGUUUAUUGGCUAACUUCCCUGUUAUCCCGCUUGCCUUCCCCUGAGCAGCUUUGCAGCGCUGGCGUCCUUCGGAGGAGAUAAAACCAGAGUCUCGUUGCCACUUUACAAAAAAUAGGUGUAUUUACCUCGAGAGAAGGGGUGCCAGGACCCAGGCUUAAGAAUUAAAGGCUCCUGAUCAGUGAAGACUCCAGGCUUUCUUCUCUCAGGCCUGCCUUGGGCGGCAUCUAAUUUAACCAGAAUGAAAUGAUAAGCCUACCCAGAUCUUCACUUCACACAACCAGGCCCUUCUGUAGUUCUCUGGGCCCUAAACCAGUGGGAAGGAAGGGCUCCCUGCUCAGGCAUCCAGAAUGACGUCUUGCUGAGUCUGCAGUCAGGACUGGAGAGAAGAGGGCGAGGAAAAGCCAGGAGUGAGGGGAGAGGAAAUAGAUUUGGGAGGUUUUGGAGUUAAAGCGGAAGUGAAUGAGAAGUAA